Amblyraja radiata (thorny skate) is the source of this 5140-nucleotide messenger RNA. RefSeq names its product tyrosine kinase with immunoglobulin-like and EGF-like domains 1 (gene tie1). The record is from RefSeq and is a predicted model, not a curated record. Lineage: Eukaryota; Metazoa; Chordata; Chondrichthyes; Rajiformes; Rajidae. Gene Ontology annotation, molecular function: ATP binding; transmembrane receptor protein tyrosine kinase activity; protein binding. The coding region runs from base 468 to 4139 and encodes 1223 amino acids. Gene Ontology annotation, cellular component: plasma membrane; signaling receptor complex. The transcript has 24 exons. Gene Ontology annotation, biological process: cell surface receptor protein tyrosine kinase signaling pathway; positive regulation of angiogenesis; positive regulation of kinase activity.
AUUUUAGUUGACCAGUGACUCGCGGAUGAGGAGUUGUUUGGCAGAGACACAGUCGCAGAGUCUGGGGGGUGGGUGGUGUUUUAGUGAUAUUCCGGACGGAUCUGAUGUGCGAAGUCUCCCGUACUCGUGAAUCACUCUUCGCCGAUUCAUGAGCGCAAAGCGACGCUUUUCCUCUGCGCUCACUCGCUGCAGAAACUCGGCGGAGAGCAGAGAAGCGAAAGAGUGGGAGCAACAACAACAAAAAUAACUCCCAAGAGAAGAUGGGAUUAAUUCUGCCCGGUAUCGACCCAAGAGGGACUCAAUCGGACAAGUCCUAAAGAAAGGAACUGUUUCAAGGCGGGAUUCUUGAGCGGGGAGAGAAAAAAUCUCAGCAAUAGUUGGCAACAAAGUCUGAUAUUACGCUGGGAACUCCCAGGAUUUCGCCAACAACAUUUGAUUCCAAAAACCUGGAUAUACACAACGCAAAUAUGAUUUUGUUCCGCCUCUGCUGGCUGGCACUUUCUUUUCAUAUAACAGGAGCAAUUUUGGACAUCUACCUAAUCACUAACCUCAGUUCGAACAAUGAGUUUUACCUUUCUUGCGUGUCUGCCGAGCGGCAUUCGGAUGGGUUGGUGCUUAAAAUGGAAAAGGAUAGCUCGAUAAUUAAAGUGACAAAAAACAAUUUCAAUUAUAUCAAAGACCCAGAGAAGCACAACGGGAUACGGGGAGUCGGCCCCUGUAAGCAUUGGGAACAGACUGGCAUCUACUACUGUGAAGGCAAACAACAGAUGGAGAAAACCCAUGUUGUGACAAUUAUUAACAGCAAUAAAGCCGAUUUCUACCCGAACAGACUCACAACCACCGUGAGCAAGGGGGAAACUGCUUUCCUUCAAGUGCAGAAGCAGAAUGUAUUGAACGAGGAUGUGAUGUUGAAGUGUAACGGUAGCUACAUCAGUACAAUCCACACAAAUGAAAUAAAAAAUGGAACUGUGCCCUUGGAGUUUGAGAAUGUCAGUCCAUCGGUCACCUGUGUUUACAGCACGACAGUUCUCAGUGGGAAUCUUCUGAAUGGGGCCUUCUUCAGGCUUAUCGUCCGAGCGUGUCCUGAUAAAAAAUGGGGUGCAUCUUGUGACAAAACCUGUCCUGAGUGCCUGAAUGGGGGGAUCUGUCACGAAGGUACUGGGGAAUGUAUCUGUGGUCCAGGAUACACAGGAGAGAACUGUGAACUGGUCUGCGAAGAAGGAAAAUUUGGUCGCAAUUGCCAAGAAGAGUGUAAAUCGCAGAGUUCCUGCAGUGGUUACAGGUUCUGUCUGCCCGAUCCCUAUGGCUGCUCUUGUGCUGCAGGUUGGCAAGGGAGGAAAUGCAAUGAAGUUUGUAGCCCUGGCACCUAUGGACCUGAAUGUUGGCUGAUAUGCCACUGUCAAAAUGGAAGAAGUUGUAAUCGAUUCCAUGGGUGUAAGUGCCCUGCAGGAUGGCAUGGCCUGAACUGCGAGAAAUCAGAUCACAUGCCUAAGAUAGUGGACACUUUUACCGAAGUUGAAUUGAACCUAAAGUCAAGCCCGGUAAUGAGAUGUUCUGCCACAGCCAUACCUUUGCCUGUCAAUGGGGAAAUUCACAUCCGUAAAUCAACCAGUGCGAUACUAAAGGCAAUGAAAUCCAUCAUGCAAGGGAACUUAACCACUUCAGAAUUCAAAUUACCGCAGGUUAGUCCACAGGAUGAAGGCAUUUGGGAAUGUGGAGUCAACACAUCUACUGGCACUGAAUCUAGGAGAUUCAAAGUCAUUGUAAAAGUGCCUCCAAUGCCAGUGAAUAUUCCAAGUGUCCUAGAAAAGAAAAGCAGGCAGCUAAAAGUGAAUCCAAACAGUGAGAACUUCACUGGAGAUGGACCGGUGAAAUCUGUUAAACUUCUCUACAAACCCAAUGAUAGUGGUGCACAGUGGUCAACGAUAGUAGUUGAUAACAACGAGCCGAUCACACUAAUGAACCUGAAGCCUUUGACACGUUACCUGGUUCGAGUCCAGCUGACUCGCCCCGGAGUGGGAGGAGAGGGACCUCCAGGUCCUGAUGCCAUUUUGGAAACAGAUUGCCCAGAACCCACCAUGGUGCCAAAGAUUGAUCGGGUCUUGACCAAGAAGAGGGACACCAUCUCCAUCAGCUGGAAUAUUUCCAAAGAUCACGAGAAUGGAAGUGGGUUCAUCGUCCAAGUCAUUGACCUUGAGAAUUCGGUGAAGAAAGUGAUCAGAGUGGAGCCAUUCUCCGUGCGAUCCACAGACAUUAGAGACCUGGAGCCUGGCCAUACAUACGAGAUGUAUGUCACAGCAUUCCACUGUGGAAGCCUUGGAACCCCAUCUGACCCAGUCAAAAUGCAAGUGGAUGCAGGUCCUCCAUCUCCCAGAGAGUUUCAGGCCAUACCCCUGUCCCUGACCAGCAUAACCUUGAAGUGGCAGCCACCUCUCAACACAAAGGAAAUAAUCAAGUACACCAUCGAGUACCAGCAGAUGGAGCCACCCAGCGAGCCUCGGUGGAUUGAUGCAGCAGUUGGAAAUCAAACCAUCCAAGAUCUGAGUCCCAGCACACUGUAUCAAUUCCGUGUCCGCGCCCAGUCCAAAAUUGCUGGUGAAUGGAGUGCACCCAUCAAAUCCUGGACCUUCAGCGACUCAAUUCCUCCAGCACCUUAUGAUGUUAAGGUAUCAAACAUUACCGACACAUCUGCAGUGAUCUCCUGGGUGGUCCUUCCAAAACAUGCCAUCUCCUCUGUGAUCAUAAAGUGUAAGGUCUAUGGGGCCACGACAUUUCCUGAAGUGACAACCUUCAAUUUGGCGGAGACGCCAACCUCGGAGCACGUCUUGCAUGGGUUGCAGCCCGAGACUCCCUACCUAGUCGAGGUUGUAGCCUUAAACAAUAAGGGUGAAAGCCACCCAAACCCAAUGAAAGAGCUUCGCACUGCAGCAACUCCACCAGCUACAUCCAGUGUGUUUCAAGUAGUGGGGAAUUUGGAACAGUCCCCUGGAAGUGACCAGCAGCUGUUGAUGGCCAUUGUGGCCUCAGUGUCCGCCACCUGUAUGACCAUCCUCUUGGCACUCCUGGGCCUCUUCUGCAUUCGUAAGACCCUCUUCCAGCGACGUCGAACCUUCACAUACCAAUCCGGAUCAGGUGAGGAGACAGUUCUUCAGUUUAACUCCGGGACGCUGACACUGACACGAAGGCCGAAACCGCAGAGCGAGCCUCUCACCUACCCCAUCCUGGAAUGGGACAACAUCAAAUUCGAGGAUGUCAUCGGAGAAGGAAACUUUGGACAAGUUAUCAAAGCGCUAAUUAAAAAGGAUGGACUAAAGAUGAACGCUGCAAUCAAGAUGUUAAAAGAAUUCGCCUCAGAGAAUGAUCACAGGGACUUUGCGGGAGAGUUGGAGGUUUUGUGUAAACUUGGACAUCAUCCCAACAUCAUUAAUCUGCUCGGAGCCUGUGAGAACCGAGGUUACCUGUACAUUGCCAUUGAAUAUGCCCCUUACGGAAACCUGUUGGACUUUUUACGAAAGAGCAGAGUUCUGGAAACGGAUCCAGUGUUCGCACGAGAGCACGGAACUGCAUCAACACUGACCUCUCAGCAGCUUCUCCAGUUUGCAUCUGAUGUUACAAAAGGAAUGCAGUAUCUCAGCGAGAAGCAGUUCAUUCACAGGGAUCUUGCAGCCAGGAAUGUACUGGUGGGAGAAAACCUUGUGGCUAAAAUCGCAGACUUUGGGCUGUCCCGAGGGGAAGAGGUGUAUGUGAAAAAGACCAUGGGGCGACUCCCAGUGCGCUGGAUGGCCAUUGAGUCUUUGAACUACAGUGUCUAUACAACAAAAAGCGACGUUUGGUCGUUUGGAGUGUUGUUGUGGGAGAUUGUCAGCCUCGGUGGAACGCCGUAUUGUGGAAUGACGUGUGCCGAGCUUUAUGAGAAGUUGCCUCAGGGCUUCCGAAUGGAGAAACCCCUCAACUGUGACGAUGAAGUCUAUGAAUUCAUGAGACAGUGCUGGAGGGAUCGGCCCUAUGAACGACCAACGUUUACGCAGAUAUCAGUGCAACUGAACCGCAUGCUGGAAGCAAGAAAGGCUUACGUGAACACGGCUUUGUUUGAAAACUUCACAUAUGCUGGAAUCGAUGCCACAGCAGAAGAAGUUUGACGCUGGGCUUGCCCACGUUUAUGUAGUUCCUGCUAAUGACUCAUCAGUCCUGUAGCCAAGGGAUCAGGUUCCAGUGACUGCACUACCUGUCCCAAGAUGCUGACUGCUUGCACUAGGAGCCAACAAGCCAGAAUAACCCAUGAAACAAGCAGCACUGGACCUGUGCAUUAUCCCAUGGCUGCGUGGAAUACUGUGUCUAAACUCUGGGGGUGGAAUAUGGAUCUUCCCACCAUCUCGAGAGUAUGAUCAUUUGCCCAGUUGCACUUGGAAAUCAGCAGUGGAAAUAGUAAUGUUUAUAUCCCUUGACAGCAGGACGAUUCUCGAGACCCAAACUCCUUGCAAUAAGGUCUGAGUUAAAUGAACCAGUGGCGACGGAAUCAGUCAAUUGGAACAUGUACAACUGGAGCAAUGCUUCCAUCACACUUGGUUUGUGUACUGACAUGUAUAUACACACAAAGCAUACACUGAGUAUUUCUUACUGCAUAAACCCCCUACUGCAUUGCCCAUAGCUUGGUGCCCACGUACGUGUACAUUGUGUGUUUGUGUGCCUGCAUUAGAAACUAUUUCAGUCAGCAGCUGUUGCAGUGGACGAUUCUGGAUCAGACUUCUUGGGUACGUGUGUGAAAGCGGGUUGUUUGAUUCAACAGCAAACUUGAAAGCAGACACUUGGCUGAGAACAGCUGGAACCUAACCAGUGACACAGGGCCAAUGAUUGUGGGUGUGCAUGGUCCCUUCUGCCACUGAAUGUCCCGAAGAUUGCAGGAAGCAUGUUCUGUGGUUCAUUGAAGUCCAUGCCAUCAAGAAUCUCUGUAUCCUGGUCUCUCCAAGGCAUGCUGACCCUUGGAUCUGGCAUAAAUAUUACUUAUAGCUGAUAUAACUCUUUGUAAAGUUCGGACACUGCUUCCACUGUCUGCAUCUCCGUUUAAUGUAAACAAUGUUUUUUUUUCUUGAUGUUCAAUAAAUCCAUGAAUGCAAUCAUCUGAAAUGAUCUGCAUGGAACA